AAGUACGUCUAUAGCACGGUGAUUUCCAUGAAGAUGGGUCGAAUGGCUUGAGAAAAACGUCCGUCUCACGAAAUCCAUAGGAAGUUGUAGCUUCCGACUAUUGCAGGAGUCAACAUCAAGCGUGACUGAGGGUUCGUCGAACAAGCAACGCCUGGUAUGUGGCAUUUGUGGAAGCGUGGUGCUUCUUGCAGGCGCUGGUCGUUGGUCCAACAGAAACGCGAUGCUGCCACUUUGCCGUCAAGAGAAGAACGUAGCCACGCAGAAAGAAGCAGUUUCUGGGUUCUGGAUUGUUCGAGACAUGUACGACUUUGAGAACGUGGGAUUUACGAAUUCAGCUGAAGGUGUGAAAUAUUUGGCGUGUGCCGAUUGCGAAUUUGGCCCUAUAGGAUUCCUGGAUGCCGAGACGAAGCUGCAUUAUGUCAGUCACGCAAGGAUUUCUCUUCAUUAA
Angiostrongylus costaricensis is the source of this 448-nucleotide messenger RNA. The record is from the annotation of a GenBank genome assembly. Lineage: Eukaryota; Metazoa; Nematoda; Chromadorea; Rhabditida; Metastrongylidae.